Molecule: messenger RNA, 975 nt
Organism: Plasmodium gallinaceum
Lineage: Eukaryota; Apicomplexa; Aconoidasida; Haemosporida; Plasmodiidae
Gene: RPP1
Product: ribonuclease P/MRP protein subunit RPP1, putative
Exons: 1
Coding region: 1-975 (324 amino acids)
Biological process (GO): tRNA processing
Cellular component (GO): nucleolar ribonuclease P complex
Molecular function (GO): RNA binding
Source: RefSeq, a predicted model, not a curated record
AUGUAUGUAGAUUUAAACAUUAAAUUUUCUUCAAAGAAAAAUACAAAAGCUUUAAUAUAUAAGGCACUUAAUAUAGGAUAUAGUAUAGUUGCUAUAAGUAUAAAUUAUGAUUUAAAUUGUAAGUAUGAUGAAAAGUGGAAAAUUGUAAAUUGUUUUAAAUAUAAUGAUAUAGUGCAUAAAUCAUACAACAAUGAAACUAGUAAUUAUUUUAUUGAUAAUAUAAAUGAUGUAGAUAUAAUGAAUGAUUAUCUAUUAAAUAUAAAUAAUAAUAUAGAAGAAAAUUUUAUUUUAAUAAAUAGAACUAAUACACUAUGUAUUAAAGAUGUGUGUGAUGAUUUUAUAUUUAAUAAAAAAAAUGAAAUCACACAAGAAGAAUUAAAAAAUGUAUAUAAUUUAUUACCAAGUGAAAAUUUUUUUUUAUCAAAUAACAAUAGUACAUAUGUAUUAAAGAGAUUAAAUAUAAAAUAUCAAGAUGCUUUAAAAAUGGAAAAUUAUAAUAAAUAUAUUAAAGAAAAUAAUUUUGAUUUGAUAGGAAUAGAAGUUACAUCAGCAGAAGAAAUUAAUUUAGCAGCCUCUAAAUUUGAUUGUGAUAUAAUUUAUUUUGAUUUAAAGAAAUGUUUUAUUUCCUUAAGAAAAUCUGAUAUACAAAAUGCAUUAGAUAGAGGUAUUUUUUUUGAAAUUUCUUCUUUGAAUACAAUAACUGAAGAUUAUCAAUAUGUUAUUUUAGCUUUAAAUAUAAAUAAUUUGUUUUCUGUUAUUCCACUAAAUAAACUUAUUUUUAGUUCAGGAAGUUUAAAAGAAAAUGAAAUAAUAGAACCAUUGCAUUUUUUGAGAUUAUUUUUUAAUUUUAAUACAUUAUCAUAUAAAGAUGUAAUCCAAUGUAUCACAAAUGUACCCAUUUCUUGUAUUCAAAGAGCAUCCGUAAGGAAGUCAUUAAACACUGCAGUGUUCUUUAAAUCAGCAGAAACCAAAUGA